Molecule: messenger RNA, 1844 nt
Organism: Amphibalanus amphitrite
Lineage: Eukaryota; Metazoa; Arthropoda; Thecostraca; Balanomorpha; Balanidae
Product: probable G-protein coupled receptor No18
Exons: 2
Coding region: 161-1300 (379 amino acids)
Biological process (GO): adenylate cyclase-activating adrenergic receptor signaling pathway
Cellular component (GO): membrane
Molecular function (GO): octopamine receptor activity
Source: RefSeq, a predicted model, not a curated record
GGCCGGUUGGUGGGUGCCGGGCCGGGGUCAGUCGUGUCAGGAGACGGCGCGGUGCGUCCACGGCCGCCAGCCGUCUGAGCACCUGCCGCCCGCCCUCUGAGCCUCCCUGCCGCCAGCCGUCAGCCACGGCCAGAGGUGACUCCGGCCGAGACGAGGCGUCAUGUCUGGUGGCGAGGCGUCCAUCACGGGCCGGACGGCGCCCGAGCUGAACGCCUCGGCCGCGCCGCUGGACGACGAGCGCGAGCUGGGCGAGACGGUGGCCGCCACGGCCCUGCUGCUGGCCAUCAUCCUGGUCACCAUCGUCGGCAACUCGCUGGUCAUCAUCUCGGUGUUCACCUACCGGCCGCUGCGCUCCGUGCAGAACUUCUUCGUGGUCUCGCUGGCGGUGGCCGACCUGACGGUGGCGCUGUUCGUGCUGCCGCUCAACGUGGCCUACCGGCUGCUGAACCAGUGGCUGCUGGGCAGCUACCUGUGCCAGAUGUGGCUCACCUGCGACAUCCUCUGCUGCACCAGCUCCAUCCUCAACCUGUGCGUCAUCGCGCUGGACCGCUACUGGGCCAUCACCGACCCCAUCAACUACGCCCAGAAGCGCACCAUCCGGCGCGUGAACACGAUGAUCGCGGCUGUGUGGGCGCUGAGCCUGGUCAUCAGCGUGCCGCCGCUGCUCGGCUGGAACGACUGGCCGGCCCAGUUCACCGAGGACACGCCCUGCACGCUCACCCAGGAGCGGCUGUUCGUCGUCUACUCCUCCAGCGGCAGCUUCUUCAUCCCGCUCAUUAUCAUGUCGGUCGUCUACGCCAAGAUCUUCUUCGCCACCAAGCGGCGACUGCGCGAGCGCACGCGCAAGCUGGGCACGCUGGCGGUGCCGGCGCCGCCGCAGCGGACCAGCUCCCGGCCGCUGGCCGAGCUCGAGUCGGUCGCCAGUCAGGAGGACGAGACCGAGCCAUCUCCGGAGCCCGAGCCGCUGUCCAGCCGCGCAGACAAGCCCGCCAACGGCAUCAGCGUCCACCAGUUCAUCGAGGAGAAGCAGCGCAUCUCGCUCUCCAAGGAGCGCAAGGCGGCGCGCGUGCUGGGCGUCAUCAUGGGCGUGUUUGUCGUCUGCUGGCUGCCCUUCUUCCUGAUGUACGCGAUCGUGCCGUUCUGCACCAACUGCGCGCCGCCCAGUCAGCGCGUGGUCGACUUCGUCACCUGGCUCGGCUACGUCAACUCCAGCCUCAAUCCGAUCAUCUAUACUAUUUACAACAAGGACUUUCGCACCGCCUUCAGCAGACUGCUGCGCUGUGAUCGGCGAAUGAGCUGAAGAGGUUUGAUGGUAACCCAAACACAUGUCAGUUGACUGCUGUCAGUACUGGGCAGACGUCAACCGAUAAAACUGAUCGACAGACAUGGGCGAUGCUAUGAGAUACAAUAUUAUAGUGCAAUGACACUGAUAGCUAGAGUUAGAUGAGUUUAUUCAUCAGUUAGGUGAAAUGACCAGGAAAGGCAUGCUGGGUCCCGUGACCGACGCCAAAAGUAAGACACACGCUAAUUUAGCUACCAAUGAAAUGCCAAUACGUGAAAAUAAACAUUGAAAGUGUUGUUAUGUACUGUGCUGUUGGUGUCAAAGAGACGUCGAUCCCGAGAAAGACGGACAUGUGUCUCCGAGGUGUGUACUUGUGCGUGUCAUUAACUCCUGCAUUGCUCGGAAAGGUGAAUGUACAGGGAACCGACCACAUAGCUGUCCGUAUAGGGCCGGCGUGUUCGGGCGAGUGUAAUGAGAAGCGUACCUGAGAUCACUCACGGUCAGUUAUGUACAGGUCUCGCGGGUUUUAGCGGUAGGUUUUGCACCUAGAAAAUUUAGUGUA